GAGGGUCUGAUUGAAAAAGUUGUGAUACUCGCAGUCAUUAUCGUGAUUAUAGCAAUACUUUUAAUACUAUUUUAUAAAAUUCUUCGCAAAUUUCGUCAAAAAAUGUCUGAAUGCGAUGACGAAGACAUCGAUAACAAGUCGGAGGAGACUCUGGAGUAUAUGGACGAUACAAAUGAGCAGAAAAAUUACCAAAACGGACACAUUCCUCAACUCUAUCCUCAAUCUAAUUCAAUGAGGCCUUCGAUCGAUGAGAUGAAAGCGUAUACAACGGACCAAAUGAGCGGACGAAACAAUCCCGCCUUUCAUGACGAUAGUGAAGACAUUAGUGCCGCAGAUUUACCGCCGGCUUUUCCUAAAUACAAGCGGUCCAUAGUUUUGCCCUCAUUUCUCAAGGGUUUGGGUCUCAAUAAGAGUAAUGAAAUCUCACUCAUUGAGCAGUCAUCAGAGAUACCGCCCCAGAGUCCCAAAGAAGUGGCGCCCAAAAUGGACUUUUAUGUCAAUGAAAUGAUAAAAGAGAGGCGGCCAGACCUCGAGGACAUUCAUCUGCCCCGUGAACUUAGGUCUAAGUUUAAGAUUAGGACAAUGAUGAAUCUCUUCGGGGUUAUGCUAUUUCUAAGGAUGGGUUGGAUGGCCGGACAGGCGGGAGUCAUUUUGGCAUUGGUUCAGAUACUGGUGGCCACAAUCAUAACAGUGAUCACCACAACAUCAAUGAUAGCCCUUUGCACUAAUGGAGACAUCGGUGGCGGAGGAAUAUAUUCAAUGAUAUCGCGAACGGUUGGUCACGAGGCCGGAGGUGUUAUAGGCUUUCUGUUCACGUUUACAAACGCGGCAUUUGUUGGCCUCAAUGUCUUGGGAACCGCUGAAAGUAUAACAGACAUUCUCAACGUAUUUGGAAAAGGCAUUUGUGAAGUGCCUUCCGGUUUAAAUGAUAUGCGAAUUUUAGGCUUUAUAUGUUUGAUACUAACGGCGGCCAUUCCUCUCAUCAGUUUGCAGUUUGAGGCAAAGACAAUGAUGUUCUUCUUCCUGACACUCGUUAUAUCGCUCAUCGAUUACUUCGUCGGAGCACUCAUUCCUCCCACAGAGAAACAACAGGGAAUGGGAGUCGCGUAUUGGCAUAAGUAUGUCAUUGUUCCCAAUCUGUUGCCUGUGUGGGAAGGAGCCACCUUCUUCAAUGUCUUCAGCGUAUUCUUCCCGUCAGUGACGGGUAUAUUCACGGGCGCGAGUAUGUCGGCCGACCUUAAAGAUCCGGCCACUGCUAUACCGAAGGGAACAUUUCUGGCCAUUGGCACCACAUCCACGACAUACGCUCUGAUUGUCAUAUUCUUGGGCUUUACUGUUGUCCGCUAUGCGGAUGGAGAUCCGAGUCAAAUAAUCUUCAACAACCAGACCUGUACGGCGCCCAACGGAUGUGAAUUCGGCCUCAUUAACGACUACCAAACAAUGGCCAAAUCUGGGGCUUUGUAUCACACGGGUAUAGCAGUUGAUCCCCUAAUAUAUGCCGGAAUAUUUGCCGCAACCCUGUCCUCAGCGUUGGGCUGUUAUAUGGCUGCGCCCAGAAUUUUUCAGGCCUUCUGUGACGACCAUUUAGUGCCAGUAAUUGGAUGGUUCGGCAAAGGCUACGGUCCGGCCCGAGACCCCCGACACGGAUAUAUUAUCACGUUUAUAAUUGGAGGCAUUUUUGUGGCAAUUGGUAGCGUUGAUACGGCGAGCACCUGGAUCUCUAACUUUUAUUUAGGCGCCUUCUUUAUGGUCAACUUUGCUUUGUUUCACGUCGCGUUAGUCAACCCAAUCAGCUUUAGACCAAGUUUUAAGUUUUACAACAAAUGGAUUAGCCUUAUAAUUGGCCUCUUUUGCAUUUGCCUCAUGUAUUUAUUCGAUCCUAUAUCAGCCUCUGUUGUAAUAGGUCUCACCAUUAUCAUCUAUCUGCUUAUGCUAUUUGUGGAUCCAGCCAAGGCAAAUUGGGGCACAGCGAACGAAGCGUGUUGUUUUGAUUGCGCCCGUAGUAUAACAUACCGGUUAAAUGUGCAAGAGCAUCACAUCAAAAACUACAGACCUAUAAUACUGGCUCUGAGCGGGAAUCCCAAGAAUCGUCAGGUGUUGGUAGAUAUGGCCGAUAGGAUGACCAAAAAGCACGGAAUGCUAUUCCUGUCGCACAUAACUGAAGGCCCGCUAAGCUAUANGCACGGAAUGCUAUUCCUGUCGCACAUAACUGAAGGCCCGCUAAGCUAUAAGACCAGAGAGCGUGUGAUCGACGGCCAGAAAGCGUGGAUUAAGAGCGAAAAGAUUAACGCUUUCUAUAAACUCGUUGAAUCGGAUUCACUCAGCGAUGGCCUCCGAAGUCAACUCCACUCGACGGGCGUCGGAAAGUUUGCGCCAAAUAUAGUGAUGAUUGGCUAUAAAUCCGAUUGGAAAACGUGCAAAGAAAACGAUUUACGCGACUAUUAUGACACCAUUCAUAACGUAUUGGAAUCGCAUUACUCUCUCAUUAUAUUACGGGUGAAGGAAGGCAUUGAUUUUUCCGACUAUUUUGUCGCCGCCUUUAAUAACUACGUUACUGUUAACGACACCGAAAAUGUUUUGAGUGUGAGCGAUAUAUACUCGUUGUCCCGAGAUAUUGACGCCCAGGCAACUGUCAAUAUAAAUACGCGGACAAGUUUGACACACAUCGAGUGCCAACAGUUGUCCAAUCGAUUCAAAUACAAACAAAGGCCCGGAUUUGUGGACGUCUGGUGGCUGAACGAUGACGGAGGGCUCACUCUUCUCAUACCCUAUAUAUUGAAAAAUGAAAAACUUUGGCGAAAGUGUAAACUAAGAGUAUUUAGUGUCACGGAUGGCACUGAAGACACAAAUCAACUAAAAGCCGAUUUAUGUGAAUUGUUGAACAAAUUUCGUAUCCCAUUCGCUGACGUAUACGCCCUGUCCUAUGAAAACGUUGAUCCAUCCGUUGAAACUAAAGCAAAGUUUGAUUCAAUUUUGGAGAACUCCAUAACUAAUGAGUUAAUGCCUGUUAUUAAGACAUCCGCUAAAGAACUUAUCUCUUUCAAAGAGCAGGGGCAAUCACGAAUCGGUGCUCACAUUUUAUUGCUAACCCUAACCCUAAAUGUUGUAGUGAAUGCAGACGAGACGACAGAAGCGGAAUCGACAGACAUUUCCACCGAUAGUUCAUCAGAUAUUCCGACCGAAACGACGCCCAAACCAACCGCCAAAACAACGGUCAAAACGAAAGCCAAAACGACGACUAAAACGACGCCUAAAACUACUACCAAAACAACGACCAAAAAGACGGCCAAAACUACUCCCAAAACUACGCCCGAAACGCCGUCCGAUAAACCGCUCAAAUCAAGUGCCGAAGAAGGAGAAGGAGGGGAUAGUAUACUGCAAGCGUCCAUAAUUAUUACCAAAACAAUGGCCAAAACGACACCGAAAACGACAGCCAAAACGAGGCCGAAAACGACGUCCAAAAUUCCGUCCGAAACGACUUCCGAAACGCCGUCCGAUAAUACCCUCAAAUCAAGUGCCGAAGAAGCGGAAGCAGACGACGCUAUACUGCAAGCGUUCAAAGAAAUGGCCAAAACGACACCGAAAACGAGGCUCAAAACAACGCCUAAAAAGAGGCCGAAAACGACGUCCGAAACGCCGUCCGAUAAACCGCUCAAAUUAAGUGCCGAAGAAGAAGCGGAAGCAGAAGAUGCUAUACUGCAAGCGUUCAAAGAAAUGACUAAAACGACACCGAAAACGACGCUCAAAACGACGCCUAAAACGAGGCCGAAAACGACGUCCAAAAUGCCGUUCAAAACGACUUCUGAAACGCCGUCCGAAACGUCCGAAACGACGUCCGAAACGCCUUCCGAAACGACGGCUGAAACCGAUAAACCGCUCAAAUCAAGUGCCGAAGAAGUGGAAGGCGAAGAAGAGGAUGAAGACGAUAGCCUACUUCAAGCGUCGAAAGGUGGCGACGGGGAUGCGGUCAAUAUGAAGACGUGUGGCAUCACUCGCAAGAAGAGCGGCAAUAUUGUGGGCGGAGAGAAGGCGGCCGAAGCCGAGUUCCCGUGGAUUGUGUCGUUCCAGAGGCCAAAAGGCGAUGGUAUGAUCCACUUCUGCGGCGGCUCUAUCAUCAACGAGAGGUGGCUAUUGUCUGCCGCCCACUGUUUCCAAGGUGUCACCAAUUCAUUCCCAAAGAUGAAAGCAGUGGUCGGAACCAUCAAAUGGGCCGAUCCUAAGGCCCCGAAGUACACCCUCGAGAAGCUGUUCAAUCACGAGGCGUACGACGAGAACGUUUACGCCAACGAUAUCUCACUCAUCAAAGUGAAAGAGACAAUCGCUAUGACUUCGACUAAGACUCACUACACGGUGAACAGUGUAUGUGUGCCCACACCCGACGUCAAGCCCACCGAAACGGCCACAGUCUAUGGCUGGGGUUAUCUCAAGGAAGAGGGAGACCCGAGCGCUGAUCUAAUGAAAGUAACGGUUAAUAGAUCUGACACAAUAGAGUGUAAUAAGGUUUACCAAGAAUUUGUGGGUAAUUUUACACCAGAAAUGUUUUGCUUUUUGUCUCCCGGCAAAGACGCCUGUAAGGGUGACUCCGGCGGUCCACUAACGCAGACAAUUAAAAGAAAGGGAACUCAAUUAGGAGUGGUAUCUUUUGGUCACGGCUGCGCUCGACCUAAAACACCCGGUAUAUACCAAGAAGUGGCCAAAUUUUAUCCUUGGAUUGAGAAAACUAUCAAGGCCAAUCCUUAUGGUAUAUCCCCGAGGAUUGUUGGCGGCGUUAAAGUAGACAUAAAACAGUACCCAUGGAUGGUGUCAUUCCAGAAGUUAAGCCGAUCUACUUAUACCCACUUUUGCGGCGGUUCUGUCCUAAACAAUCGAUGGCUAUUGACUGCCGGCCACUGUUUUCAUGGGAAUAAGCAUUCAUUUAAUAAGAUCCGGGCGAUGGUCGGCGCAACCAAUUGGGAAAAGGGUGACGAAUAUGUGUACCAAUUGGAUAAAUUGUUCAUCCAUGAGCAGUUUAGUACGUUAACCUACGCCAAUGAUAUCGCUUUAGUUAAAGUAAAAUAUGACAUCGCGUUUAAAAGGGAAGGCAGCGAUAAUCUGGUCAAUAGUGUCUGUUUGCCAGCAGUUGACAGCCAACCGCCCGUAAAGGCCAAUGUGUACGGAUGGGGACUAUUGGGUCAGUUCGGUAAGGCUAGCUCUUCGCUCAUGAAAGUGGUUCUCGACAAAUACGAUACAAACGAAUGUAACAAAAUCUAUGACAAAUUUGUCGGCAAAUUUACUAAACAAAUGAUGUGUUACGCGACUCCCGGUAAAGACGCCUGUCAGUCCUCGCUUUCUGAUCCAUAUCAGGCAUCAUCUGAUUCUUGUCCUUCGGUCCAGAGCUCGGAUCAAAGGGUGUGCUGUCUCUCGAAUUACGAAUUCAUACUCGAAAAGUGCUGCGAUUUGGGCACAAAUCGGGCCAAACAGAUGCCGACCGGCGGUUGUGUUUUCGGUAACACAACGUUUGACCGAUUGAUCACAAACACUGAGUAUAGGAAACAAUGCGAACUCGUUGUGCAGAUCUGUUGUCUGAAAGAGCAUCGAAGCCGUAAUUGCGAAGAGGGAAAGGCCUUCGCUAAGAGACAUGAAAACUGUUCCGCAAUUAAUACAGCGAUUGUCACGAAUGCCGCCAAUGAAACCGUCAAAGACUGUUGCCUGUCAUGUCAUUUGGGUCUAAUGGCCAGUCGAGAUCACUUUCCAUGUACGUUUAACGCCCAUGGUACUUUUGGGUUAGGAUACCCGUACGAGGAUGUCUACUAUGAGUGCUGCGCUAACCCUAAACUCGAUGCCUUUAAUUCACUCAUUAGUACGCGAAGAAGUGGGGCCUCAACGAGCAUAUGUGACACAAAUCAUUCUCCCUGCGCCCAUAACUGUUACGAUCCCGGGGCCGAUGUGGGACCCGUCCGGUGCUCGUGUUUCAAAGGCUAUCAAUUGGCGACCGAUGGCAGGGAUUGUAUUGAUGUCGACGAAUGCGAUGAAAAGACCCACACAUGCGAUGUCAGGACAGAAGAGUGCGUUAAUAAUGUCGGCGGCUUUGAGUGUCGCAAGAAUGAGAGGCAUGAGUCCAGAGACACGAGCCAUCCCUGUCCUGAUGGCUAUAAGUGGAAUAAUAGGCACAAGAGAUGCAGC
Molecule: messenger RNA, 6162 nt
Organism: Medioppia subpectinata
Lineage: Eukaryota; Metazoa; Arthropoda; Arachnida; Sarcoptiformes; Oppiidae
Source: the annotation of a GenBank genome assembly